UCCCGGAGCCGGGGCGCCGGGCGGGGGACGUGAGGACCAACCCUCUCCAGGGACCCCUUUGUUCGCAGCCCAGACGCCGACACCUCCACGUCCCCAAGGACUUGACUGCCCGCAUCCGCGUCGCGCCCGGGACGAGCUCAGAACAGGAGAGGGGAGGGGGUGCCACGGCCGGCCGCACCCUCCAGCGACCCACCACUCCCGACAUGUCGCGCUCCUUCUAUGUCGACUCGCUCAUCAUCAAGGACUCUUCACGGCCCGCGCCCUCGCUGCCUGAGCCUCACCCCGGGCCAGACUUCUUCAUCCCGCUGGGCAUGCCGUCUCCGUUGGUGAUGUCCGUGUCCGGGCCAGGCUGCCCGUCCCGCAAAAGCGGCGCGUUCUGCGUUUGCCCGCUCUGCGUCACUUCGCACCUGCACUCCUCGCGCGGGCCUGCCGGCUCCGGCAGCGGCAGCCCAGGCGCGGGCAGUGCGGGGGUCGGGGCCGGCGGGGCGGCGGGGGCAGCCGGGGCCCUGCCCCUGCUCAAGAGUCAGUUCUCUUCGGGUUCUGGCGACGCUCAGUUUUGCCCGCGCGUGAGCCAUGCGCACCAUCACCAUCACCCGCCACAGCACCACCAUCACCACCAUCAGCCCCCGCAGCCCGGCUCGGCCGCCGCCGCAGCAGCGGCUGCGGCUGCGGCUGCGGCGGCCGCGGCGGCCUUGGGGCACCCGCAGCACCACGCACCUGUCUGCACCGCCACCACCUACAACGUGGCAGACCCGCGGAGAUUCCACUGUCUCACUAUGGGGGGCUCGGACACCAACCAGGUACCCAGUGGCAAGAGGAUGAGGACGGCGUUCACCAGCACGCAGCUGCUGGAGCUGGAGCGGGAAUUCUCUUCCAACAUGUACCUGUCUCGACUCCGGAGGAUCGAAAUCGCCACGUACUUGAACCUGUCGGAGAAGCAGGUGAAAAUCUGGUUUCAGAACCGCCGGGUGAAGCAUAAGAAAGAAGGGAAGGGCACGCAGAGGAACAGUCACACGAGCUGCAAGUGCGUUGGCAGCCAGGCGCACUAUGCGCGCUCAGAGGAUGAGGACUCCUUGUCGCCUGCCUCGCCCAACGAGGACAAGGAGAUUUCUCCCUUAUGAGAGACGGCCACCCACCUCUCACCGUAAGCUCCCGCCAGACUCCACAACGCCAACGCGGUGGGCACCCGGGGCCAAAACCCUUGCCAGUUCCACGGCCCCUAUCUGGAUAAAGACCUAGACUAGCAUUCCUGGGAGCGUCUGUGAGCUGUAAUUGACGCUUCACGUCUCCUCCUCGACCUACUUGUUUGGAGCUCCACUUGCAGUUAUAGAUCGUUUUUAAGAAAUGUAAAUAAUCUAGAUUCAACUCAGACUUGUCAUAACAGAAAAAACAGGGUUGGUUUAAUACUGUAUGGGGGUUUUUGAAAGCGCCUGUCAUUUCCCCUUUCCUCCUGUCUUUCAGAACCUGAUAAGAACACGGGGUUUCUUUUCUGUUCUUUUUCUAAAGGAAAGCAUUGAAUUGCAAAUAAUUUAGAAAAUUAAGCCCUGUAGAUCUUGAUUUCUGAAAAUUUGGGGAGAAUUUAAAA
Manis pentadactyla (Chinese pangolin) is the source of this 1585-nucleotide messenger RNA. It is a transcript of the gene GSX2, whose product is annotated as GS homeobox 2. The record is from RefSeq and is a predicted model, not a curated record. Gene Ontology annotation, molecular function: sequence-specific double-stranded DNA binding; DNA-binding transcription factor activity, RNA polymerase II-specific. Lineage: Eukaryota; Metazoa; Chordata; Mammalia; Pholidota; Manidae. The coding region runs from base 204 to 1121 and encodes 305 amino acids. Gene Ontology annotation, cellular component: nucleus. Gene Ontology annotation, biological process: regulation of DNA-templated transcription. The transcript is spliced from 2 exons.